Messenger RNA from Exophiala mesophila, 1700 nucleotides. RefSeq lists its product as uncharacterized. The transcript is spliced from 4 exons. Gene Ontology annotation, biological process: secondary metabolic process. Gene Ontology annotation, molecular function: CoA-ligase activity. Bases 1 to 1629 code for a protein of 542 amino acids. Lineage: Eukaryota; Fungi; Ascomycota; Eurotiomycetes; Chaetothyriales; Herpotrichiellaceae. The record is from RefSeq and is a predicted model, not a curated record.
AUGCCUGACAAGUCAAAGUUCCGCAUAGUGGUGCCUGACGGCGAACUGCUGACAUACCUAUUGCCGCCAGAAGACCAUGGCGACGGUGAUCAAAGGUUAUGGAUCGACGCCGAGGACACAAGCCGUUACAUUACUCGACUGGGUACACUCCAAUGGGUAAAGUCAUUAUCAGUGGCGUUUCAGAGAAUGGGCGUCAGGGUGGGUGAUGUGGUAUUGAUGUUCAGCCCAAAUCACAUCUAUGUCCCGCCAGCGUACAUUGGAACCGUUGCACAUGGAGCUGUAUUCACGGCUGCCAGUCCAGCCUCUACAACUCGCGAAGUCACUAUGCAGCUUCAACAAACAAAGGCUAAGGCAAUCUUGGUUCACCCAAGUCUGGCUAAAACUGCUAUUUCGGCAGCCAAUGCCGCCGGAUUGCCUCUGGAUCGGCUGCACCUAUUCUCAGAUCGUCCAUCAAAGCCUGUCGCCGGUCUUGAGGAUCUGUGGUCUAUUUUGGGAUGCCCUUCGGAGAUAGAAAAUUGGAGAGCGCCGGAGGUUAACAGGGAUCAACGCCAAAGACAAGUUUGCGUGAUAAAUUUUUCAUCCGGAACGACAGGGAUGCCCAAGGGCGUUUGCAUUUCACAAGCCAACCUCAUUGCAAACUCGGAACAGAGUAUUUAUGUACGAAGCCUCGAGAAAAACGUUGAUGCUCCUGAUCAAUUAUCCGAUAGAUGGCUUGGAUUUCUCCCUCUAUACCAUGCGUUUGGCCAAGUCUUUUCCAUCGUGCUCUCCUGUAGGCUGGGAAUCCCCGUCUAUGUUAUGAAGAAGUUUCGUUAUGAGAGUUUUCUCCAGCACAUACAAAACCACUCUAUCACCGGUUUUACCACAGCACCUCCAGUUCUCGUCAUGUUGAAUAAGCGCCCAGAAACGGCAUCUUACGAUCUGAGUAGCUUGAAGGAGAUUGUUUGUGGAGCCGCGCCGCUGUCGAAGGAGCUUCAAACCAGUCUUUCUCGGAGACUCAAUGUCCGUAUCAGGCAAACAUAUGGUGGCACGGAAUUGACCUGUUCAUCGACAGGGGUACCGGGUGGCAUGGAUGAUAUAACCGGCAGUGUGGGCGUGCUGUACCCGAAUAUGGAGUGUAAGCUUCUGGACAAGGCUGGCCAUGAAGUAGGGACUGGAAUACCUGGGGAGGCUUACAUGAAAGGACCCAACGUAUGCCUUGGAUACUGGCAAAAUGAACAAGCCACUCGUGAUGCCAUCGACCGGGACGGCUUUUACCGAACUGGGGAUAUUCUCGUGAAGGACGAAAGAGGGAUGUAUUAUGUCCUGGACAGGAUCAAAGAGAUGAUCAAAGUCAAUGGGCUCCAGGUGGUUCCAGCCGAACUUGAAGCGGUCCUUUUGCAAAAUCAUGAUGUUGCCGACGCUGCUGUGGUUGGCGUUCCCUGGAGUCAAGAGGAGCGUCCGCGUGCCUAUGUGGUCUUGAAACCGCACGCAAAGGGUAAGAUCUCAAGCGUCAACUUGAGAGAUUGGGUUGCGAAGCGUGUAGCAAAGCACAAACGACUUGAGGGUGGCAUAAUUUUCGUCGAUGCUAUACCCAAAAGUCCGACCGGAAAGAUUCAAAGAAACCUCGUUCGAAACUGGUCUCGAUUAUGACUCUCCGGUGGCCUCAAGAGUCGCUUUUAGAUUGCUGUUUAAGAGUAGGAUCGCUACAGCUCAUGGCUGAC